UGGAGGCGUGCCGCCCGCCGCGGGGCCGGGCGGGGCGAGGCGAGGAAGCCGCACGACGGAAGCGGCCGUCUACUGAUCGUAUAAAAGAGACGGCUCUGGUCCAGGUCGACACAGAGCGAAGCAAAUCACUCAUCACAGCAACAUGUCUCGAGUCCUGAUCGUGUGCGCCGUUUUGGCCUGCUUCUUGGCGGUCGCCUACGCCCAGUGGGGCAUGGGUGGUAAUAUGGGUGGCAUGGGCCGAGGCAUGGGCGGCCAGGGCGGCUAUGGAGGCCAGGGCAUGGGUCGACAGGGUAUGGGAGGAUACAACGGCAUGGGCCAGGGUAUGGGUAUGGGUCGACCUGGUAUGCAGGGAGGCGGCUACGGCGGCAUGAACGGCAUGUACGGCAUGGGCGGCAUGGGGCGCUAGAGAUAGCGGGGCAUCAUGGACUGGAUGCGCCAAGCACCCUCCCGCAGCAGAAGCCCACCUCCAGCCAACUCCACGCAACUUGACUGAACAACUCGAUUCAACCGUCUCGCUGCGAAGUGCUUGACUGAACCGUCCUAUUUGACCCCCAUGUCUUUGUUCAUCCACCCUACACUCCGAAAUAAAAUGUUUUAUAAAACCCAGAGAA
Frankliniella occidentalis (western flower thrips) is the source of this 611-nucleotide messenger RNA. RefSeq lists its product as uncharacterized. The record is from RefSeq and is a predicted model, not a curated record. NCBI's taxonomy places the organism in Eukaryota, Metazoa, Arthropoda, Insecta, Thysanoptera, Thripidae. Bases 143 to 406 code for a protein of 87 amino acids. The transcript is spliced from 2 exons.